This is a messenger RNA of Aspergillus ochraceoroseus IBT 24754, 1524 nucleotides long. RefSeq names its product Zn(II)2Cys6 transcription factor domain-containing protein. The transcript is spliced from 3 exons. The record is from RefSeq and is a predicted model, not a curated record. NCBI's taxonomy places the organism in Eukaryota, Fungi, Ascomycota, Eurotiomycetes, Eurotiales, Aspergillaceae. Gene Ontology annotation, biological process: regulation of DNA-templated transcription. Gene Ontology annotation, molecular function: zinc ion binding; DNA-binding transcription factor activity, RNA polymerase II-specific. Bases 1 to 1524 code for a protein of 507 amino acids.
AUGGCGGGCGUACGAGGACAGUCUCGUGGCUGCGGGACGUGUCGAGCGCGCAAGAUUGCAUGCGGACAGGAAAGACCUAGUUGCGCUCAAUGUAUCAAGUCUCAGCGCCAAUGUACUGGGUAUCGGCGCGACACAGUCUUCGUCCUGGUCCAACCGGGUGCAAAGGAUGCUCGUCGCCCUGGUCGCAAGCAAGACACCGCCGUGCAGUCUGCGCGACCCGAGCAAGGCCCGGGCUAUGAGAUGGUCAUAAACUGCCACCUGCGCAGGCAACUCCUCGACCACUUUCUCGGUCAAUGUCUCCUUCAUCCGCAGUUGCGUUUGAAAAAGCAUCAGAAGCCGUGGCUCUUGCUUCUCCCCGAUCUGCCCAUGAAGUCUAAGGCGUUGGAGACUUCGAUGAUGGCCAUCGCGUCUGUCGCUUUGGGUCGGAAAUUCCAUGACUACUCCAUGGUGCAUCAAAGCCUAACAGCGUAUACCAGGGGGCUCCGUGAGUUACAAACAGCGCUCUGGAGUGAAAAACGGAUGCACGAUCACGAAACUCUGGCGGCCUGUCUAGUUUUGAGCUUGUAUGAGCUUAUAGAGUGCCCUGAUAAAGGAUUUCAGGCAUAUGUCAGCCACUGCAGGGGGUUUCUGUCCCUGAUUCAGGCUCGUGGGAUUAGCGCGCAUACAUCGGGGAUUAGCCACGAACUUUUCCUCGGGGUUCGGUUUCCCGGGAUCUUAGACGCCAUAAGCAAUCGUACCCCGAACUUCUUGUGUGACCGUGUCUGGUGCCGAAACCCCUGGAUAUCAACCUCUAAACGCAUCCCCGAUCGCAUCGCAGACUGUCUCGCUGGAAUCCCUUCCAUCCUUCAGCGCUACGAUCAGCUAGCAUCGCUGUCUCACGAGGAGAACAUUAGCAUCGCUUACGAUCUGAGGGACGAAUGCUUGGCUAUGGACCAAAGUUUACAAGAAGCAUAUGAAGAGAUUCGGCUCCAAGCAUAUGAAGAGAUUCGGCUCCAGUCGUCGGGCCCUUUGUUCUGGCCCGUUUUCCCGCCAACGUUCUCCAGCAAUGCUCCCGGCGGAACAUCCUUCCCCAUCGUUUACCACUUCCCGGACCUUAGGAUUGCAAAUAUGUUGAUGCUGUACUGGUCCACCAAGGCUCUAUUGUGGUCUUCAAUUAGCAACUUGUGCGAUAUUCUAGAGUCUCAUGGCGUACGCACUACCCAUGCGCCCGCUGUUGUUGAAUUACUCGGGGAUUCACCCGACGAUACUUGCUCCCAAAUUUCCUCCCAACCGGCUGUUCAAAUUAUUGCCCCCCGAUAUGAUCAAGAGAACUAUCUAAUCAUGGCGCGCAAUGUCUUCCAGUCUCUGGAGUUUUGCUUACAGGAAAGCAUAAUGCUGACGGGUGCGCUCGUGGCCUCUACACCGAUUACACUCGCAACUUGGGCGAUACGAAACCGGACCCACCAUGGCGAUCGAGAAGUUACCUGGAUAUCCAGCGUGCAGGAAAAGAUGCGUUACGGCCUGCCCCUGUGGCAAUACAUAUGA